This is a messenger RNA of Paramecium primaurelia, 670 nucleotides long. The record is from the annotation of a GenBank genome assembly. Lineage: Eukaryota; Ciliophora; Oligohymenophorea; Peniculida; Parameciidae.
AUGAACCAAUAUAAAUAAUAAUCGAUGGCCACAAAGGAACAUUUUCUUUAUAAAUUAGUCACAAAAGAACAAGCAAAAGCAUUUGCAUGGUCAUUUGAAAGACCAAAUACGGAAGCUCUACUUUAUCCUUAUAUCUUCUUACCAAUCCAACCACAAGAAGUGAAAAGUCAAAAAAUUUAUUUAGGACUAUGUUAUACUGAUUGUAAAUUUGAAAUCAAUAACAAAAGGUCAUCUUGUUAAUUAAGAUUUGUUUCUAAUCAAUUAUCCAAGUGUUCCAAGACAUGAGAUAUUAGGUCAUGUUUUAAUGAAAGGUGACUAAUUACACAAUUCAAAAUUAGUGAUUUAGUUGGUGCAGGAUUCAUAAGAGAUAGUUGUGGAAACUGUAAAUUAUGUAUUUAAGGAAAUGAUUACCUUUGUGGAGUAAAGGUGGAUAAUUAUUUUAUCCUUUUGCCUAAAUUUGAUGAAUUCGCAAAACAUAUAUAAUUCCCAGCUAAAUGGGCUUUUCCAAUUCCAAAUACUAUCCCAUAACAUUUAGCUCCACCUCUUUUCUGUGCUGGUAUUAAAGUCUUUUGCUCCUUUAAAAAGAUAUUUCAAUUCAAACAACUGUAUAAUUAUUAUUUAAAAUAUUCUAAUAAAUAGUAUAAAAUUAAAACUAUAUUAUUAUUAUUGA